This is a messenger RNA of Mus musculus (house mouse), 3452 nucleotides long. RefSeq names its product guanine nucleotide binding protein (G protein), gamma 7 (gene Gng7). The record is from RefSeq and is marked validated. Gene Ontology annotation, cellular component: plasma membrane; heterotrimeric G-protein complex. The transcript is spliced from 5 exons. Gene Ontology annotation, molecular function: G-protein beta-subunit binding. The coding region runs from base 254 to 460 and encodes 68 amino acids. Lineage: Eukaryota; Metazoa; Chordata; Mammalia; Rodentia; Muridae. Gene Ontology annotation, biological process: G protein-coupled receptor signaling pathway.
AGGCCCCGCGGUGCGUUCGGCUGUGCGGCUGCUGAGACACUGGCUGGAGGCAGGGUGUGAAGCCUUUCUAUUGGAACCUCAGUGCUGGGACGGUGGGACGGUGCAGGGUCUUGGGAUGUGUCCUCGGGUACUGAAGAGGCACUACUGUAACAGGGAUCACAGCAACAUUAGUGUCCUGGUGCAUGCUGGGAGAAGGUACUCAGAACCUGGAGGAGCAGCUCUCUAGACGCCAGGUCCACGCUCAUGGCCGAUGAUGUCAGGUACUAACAACGUCGCCCAGGCCCGGAAGCUGGUGGAGCAGCUGCGCAUUGAAGCUGGGAUCGAACGCAUCAAGGUCUCCAAGGCCUCGUCAGACCUGAUGGGCUACUGUGAGCAACAUGCCCGCAACGAUCCCUUGCUGGUUGGCGUGCCAGCCUCUGAGAAUCCAUUCAAAGACAAAAAGCCUUGCAUAAUUCUCUAGUUCUCUCUCUUUCUCUCUCUCUUCCCCAUCUCUCCCUCUCUUUCUCCCCACCCCGGAGGUAUUGGUCCAAUUUUUCCUGUAAGGAAAAUAUUUGAAUCCUUCCCACUUUGAAUUCUAAAGGAACAAAAACCAUUGUGAAUGCCGGGAUCUUCCUGACCUAGCUGGAGUUUAUGAACCCAGGUGGGGCUCUGACUGUCGCCUGGCCUAACUGAGAUGUUAGCCUCGUCACCCCCACCCCCUCUUUUCAAGAGUCACUACUGUGGCCCAUUUUUAAAGCUCCCCUUAGUUGCCUUGGGGAAAGGGCUCCGUUGAUAAACGGGAUUGCCUUGCAAGCGUGAGGACCCUAGGUGCGGCGCGGUCCUCAGGUCCCACAGAAAGCAUGCAGGUGCAGUGUCACAAGGUUGUAUGUACUUCAGCACUUGGUAGGCAAGGCAGAAGGGUCCCCAGGGCUUGAGGGACUGCCAUUCUAGUUGUCAGUAAACUCCAGACAGAGGAGGACACCCAGCCUUGACCUCUGGCUCCACCCGCGCGGGGCACACACAAUGCACCCUGUGCUGCCCUGUGUCCUUCCAGAGUGGCCCUGUCAUGUACACAGUGACGCCAUUUCUCCAGAGACAUGGCCCAUUCCAGAGACGGGCAUCUGGGUCUCCAUUCAAAGGAAGCUCUUGCUGGUAUGACCGAGUGUGUAAUUUUGUCUCCUAAGCCUGAGAUCCACGUGGUCAUUGGUGGCUCCCCAUUUUCUCCCAGUUACACAGUUAUCCAGGUAGUUGUGAGGGCAGAAAUGCAGAUUAGUUAUCUCUCGAGGUGAUCGAGGAGUGACGGGGUUCUCCGUCCCACAUCGUGACUGUGGCUCCAGAUCCCCCUGCCUCCUUCCUAGGACAAACUAUUUUGUAACUAGCUAGAAUCCAAGCCCCUCAGUGUGGGGACUGUAGCCCUGGUCUGCACUCCCAGAUUGGGGGAUUCUAGGCAGGGCUCCACCCAGACCACACCCCAAUGAGGAUUUGGGGACUCUAGGCGGGGCUCCACCCCGAACUGCGACCUCAGCCCCUUACUGGGGCAUUCUAGGUGGGGCUCUACAUUGACCACUCCCCCAGCCCCUCACUGGGAGAUUGUAGUCUGGGGCUCCACCCUGACCACGCCCCUAGACCCUUGUUGGUAGAUUCUCCACAGCAUUCUACCCCUGAGCCAGGCCUCUUCUCUUUCUAUUUUGUGAACAGAGCCCUAGAGUCCAGGCUGGCCUGGAACAGGAGAUCUUCCUGCCUCUGUCUCCAGAGUACCUACAUGACGGUCUUGUGCUUGCAUGCCUGGCAUUGGAUUGGACUGAAGAAAACAUGCCCUCUGUCUGUAACAGUGACAGUGGCAGGUAUAGGGAGGACACGACUUGGGUGUGCCAAUGCGGUGUGCAGCCACACACAGAGGCAGCCUAAGCAUUUGAAAGACCCCAGCUGCCUCUUUCUCCUGCCAGAUCAGUAUGGGAGCAAACCGCAGAACUGAAGCCAGUCUAGUUGUUCCCUGUAUCCCUGGUGGAAAUCUGCUGCCAAAAGCCUGGGCCAGGCUGAUCCCUGGGCAAAGUGAAAGGGGUGAGCACAGUUAGCUCAUCUUCUAGCCAGUUAGGCAUGACCUACCGCCUAGGUAAGGUGGCAGGCUCCCCCAAAUCCAUUUGAUGGAAACAGGAAAAGAAGUCUGGGGUGUGACUAAGGGGAGGCAUUGCAGGUGCUAAGAGCGCCCCCCUCCCACUUCCCCCUCCAUGGGCUGGGUCCCAGAGAGCACAGACCAAGGGUCUGGCUUCUGUGCAUCAGCUCCCAUUACUGGUCAGAGAGGGCCAGCAACUUUGGUCAGCCUGACUCUCAGAACCUGGCUUGAGUCAGAAAAGCCAGUUUCCCCCACCCUCAAACUACAGCCACCUUGCAUUAGGCUAGGAACCAGGUCCCAGGAUGUGUGUCCCCAGCUACACUGGCAAGGAGAAAGGAAAGCUGGAAAUCUGGGGACCAGGGCUGCAGAGCACCCACCCAGCAUGCUGGAAAGCUGGGUUCCACCCCAAGCUCGAAGUAACCAGGCACGGGCACUGGGGUAGGCAGAUCAGGACUUCAGGGUCUUCCUCAGCUACAUAAUGGGCUCAAGGCUAACCUGGACUACAUGAGACCAUGUCUCAAAUUCAGUGCACUCUCUCACUCUCUCACAUCACGACAGCAGAUGCCUGCCUGGCCAGCCUGUGUGUGGUCGGAGCAUUUUGUUUCUCUCCUCUGGGACAAAAAACUCAAAUCUGCAUCUCUGCCCACACUUCCAGUUCUCCCUCCCUAGGUGACUCACAGGCCAAGGACAAAGUGACUUCUUGUUCCCAAGGAAGGUAGGACGUGCUUGGCUGAUGUAUCCAGGAUGGACCUUGGGCCCCAAUAGCCCUUGUGUGCCCUCCUAACCACUGGAGCCCUGCCUCAGCUUAGAGAUACUUAGGGAAACCAGAACACAACAGAGCCAUCAGGAGCCAAGAUUGGGGGCCCUCACCUUCAAUCCCAACACUUGGGAGACAGAGGCAAGGGGAUCUCCGUGAAUUCGAGGCCAGCCUCAUCUACAGAGUGAGUUCCAGGACAGCCAGGGUUGUAGAGACACCGUCUAAAAACAAAAUAAAACAACCAAAACUGUUAGACCUGCUGCAGCUUGAGCCACCCAGGAGGGACUUCCAACCUAAGGAGAAGGUUGGUGGGCAUGGGGGGGUGUAUCCUACACAGAAGCCAUAUACACUGGCCAGAUGUCACAUGGCACUUUCCAUUUCCGUCCCCACUUCAGGGCUGGCUCCUCCCCCUCACGCUCCAGGGCUGGCUCCUACCCCUUCAGACUCCUCCCCCUUCCCUCUGCUUUGUGAAGCUGGUUGGUUUUUAUUUCUGAUUAAAAAAAAAACUUUUUCCCGUGUGCCACGCCCACUCUCCCAGUGUUACUAUUGUGUGGAAUGAGGUCACAGGAGAGUGACUCCUCCAUAAUAAAAGCCUCGAUUUUC